Phragmites australis (common reed) is the source of this 2399-nucleotide messenger RNA. RefSeq lists its product as uncharacterized. Gene Ontology annotation, biological process: positive regulation of proteasomal ubiquitin-dependent protein catabolic process; ubiquitin-dependent protein catabolic process; protein polyubiquitination. The transcript has 7 exons. Bases 172 to 2112 code for a protein of 646 amino acids. NCBI's taxonomy places the organism in Eukaryota, Viridiplantae, Streptophyta, Magnoliopsida, Poales, Poaceae. Gene Ontology annotation, cellular component: ubiquitin ligase complex; cytoplasm. Gene Ontology annotation, molecular function: ubiquitin protein ligase activity; ubiquitin conjugating enzyme binding; zinc ion binding. The record is from RefSeq and is a predicted model, not a curated record.
GACCCGGGAAACCGGCCUCUUCGUAAUCGGGCGCGCCGAGAUUCGUGUCUCCCGUGCCGGCACCGCCUCGCUGCCACAUCCCCGGGCGCACCGCCGCCCGAAACACAAACACACCUCGACUCGAAUCUGUUCGUGGAACACACAACCUUACCGGCCGGCCGCCACCGCGAGAUGCCUCGGAAGUCGUCCAAGGCGAGGCGUGCGGCUGCGCAAGGUACAGUUGGACCCACGCCCACGCCGAGGCCGCCCCAGAAGGCUGCCGCCCCAAACCCUAACCCCGCCACCGAGCUCCCCCACGCCGCCGCCGCUGCCGCCGUCGCCGAGGACCUUAAGGUCCCCGAUGCUGGGACGUCCGCCACCGCAGAGGCUCUGGAGCUCCUCCACAUCUCCUCCGCUUCUGAUGGUGAUCCGCCGUCUCCCAAGCCCGAAGCCCCUCCACCGCCUCAUCUGCCGAUGAAGGCGUCGUCGUCUGGGAGGGCUGCGGUGGGCCGGAGCCGGGAGGAGGAGGCUGUAACGAAGCUGCAGGAGCUGGUGAGGGUUAGUGGGGAGGAGGUGGAGUUGACUGAGGAGCAGGUGCGCACCAAUGAUCAGAGGCAGGAGGACGAGAUCUGUGCCUUGGAAGCAAUUUUCGGAGAUGCUGUAGUUAUUUUCGACAAAAAUAGAGGCCAGCGGUCUUUCCAGGUUCAUGUGCAUAUCGAGAUUCCAGAUGCUAUAGAUGUGUCAACAAAGCUUAGUUAUGGUGAUGGAACAUUAAAAUAUGGGGCAACAUGUGAUGGCGAUGCUGGUGACCUUGUUUACAAGUUUAGAGUUGAGCAUUUGCCUCCAAUUCUGCUAACAUGUCUCCUUCCUUCAUCAUACCCAAGUCAUCGCCCUCCGCUUUUCACUAUCUCCAUGGACUGGCUUGACGAAGGGAUGAUUUCGUUGUUAUGUCGCAUGCUUGAUACAAUUUGGGAAGAGCAACGGGGCAUGGAAGUAGCAUAUCAAUGGGUGCAAUGGCUCCAAGUUUCUUCCCUUUCUCACUUAGGGUUUGGUAAUGAGAUAGUUUUAAGCAAGGGUGACGUAGCGUGUGAUGAAGGUGGUGGAGAUAAGCGUGCUUGUGCAGAUAAUGCUUCACCAGAUGUUAUAAUUCCAAGGAUGAUGAGAUACAAUGAUACUAAGCAUCAUGAAGCUUUUUUACAUGCUAUCCAUGACUGCAUGAUUUGUUUCAGCGAGUUUCCUGGUGUUGAUUUCAUCAAACUACCAUGUCAUCAUUUCUUUUGCUGGAAAUGCAUGCAAACAUACUGCAAAAUGAAUGUCAAGGAAGGAAAUGUAGUGAAGUUGCGAUGUCCUGAUACAAAAUGUGAAGGUGGUGUUCCUCCUAAUAUAUUGAAAAGGCUGCUUGGGGAGGACGAUUUUGAACGUUGGGAAGGACUACUACUUCAGAGAACGCUUGACGCCAUGAGUGAUGUUGUUUAUUGUCCGAGAUGUCAAACUGCUUGCUUGGAGGACGUAGGUAAUGAAGCAGUGUGUUCAAGUUGUUUAUUCAGCUUCUGCACACUCUGUAGAAAUCGCCGUCAUGUUGGGGAGAAAUGUUUGUCCCCAGAAGAAAAACUUCUUAUUUUGGAGAGCCGCCAAAAAUCUGGGCAAGUGCAAGGAGAUCAGCAGAAGAUUCUAGAUGAACUACGCAGCCUGAAGGAAAUUCUGAAGGAUGCAAAACAGUGCCCAAAAUGCAAGAUGGCCAUAUCUAAGACAGAAGGAUGCAAUAAGAUGAUUUGUUGGAACUGUAAGGAGUUCUUCUGCUAUCAAUGUAAUCAAGCAAUUACUGGAUAUGACCAUUUCAAGGGUGCAUGCGUGCUUUUUCCUCAGGAGGAAAUUGACAGAUGGGAACUGCAAAUGAAUCAAAGGGUCCAGCGCCAAGUUGUUGCACACGCACAUGCUGAAAUGUAUGCACAGCACGGUCAAGGUCAUCCUUGUCCUACAUGCCGUCAACCAUCUCCAAAGAUCGGAAACAACAACCACGUCUUCUGUUGGGCAUGCCAGAAGCAUUUCUGUGCCCUGUGCAGAAAGACUGUCCACAAGACCGCACAGCAUUUUGGUCCCAAAGGAUGCAAGCAGCAUACGGCAGAUCCCUGAAAGAGUCUUUCGCAUAUGCGCAACAACGCCGUGACGCCAGUGCAAUUUCCAAAGGUUUUGUGCGUGUACACAUAUAUACCUGUCCCAGGAUACACUUUACUCCGACGAUUCCAAGAUUUGGCAGCGAGCAUGUUUUCAAAUCUCCAACCUCUUUGUAUCCACAGUAACCGCUUUGCGGUUUAUAUUCGUGAACAGAGAUCUGGGCCAUUCACUCAUUCAGCCCCGGAUGAACUGUUGAGAAUACCGUAUAUUCAGGAUGCUGAUUGUCUCCUUAAAGUUUCGGGGGG